CGAAACUAAAAUUUUUUCCCUCUUUGGAAAUUUACAUUUUCUGAUUCAGCAUUAUGCAAGGACGUUUUUCUGGAAAUAGAAACAUCAGCACUUGCCAAAGAAUGUUAAUUUCAGUUUUUGGAGGUCAUUAGGGAAAUAUUAAGUGCCAGCGUUAGUUAAACACUACACAGAUCACCUAUCGGAUGUUUACAUCACGGACUAAUUUAGUCGUGCAUGUCCGUAAUGUUGGCCUAGAUUGUGAUUAAUAUCGUUCACUUUUUUGAUAACAAGGAUAUUUGCUCACUUUAUUACUGAGAACAACUAUGGAAGAGGAAGGAGGAAGAGCUGACAUGGAUUUGACUUCGAAGAUUGCCGAGCGUUCAGAACAGGAUCUGCUGCCUUUGAAGGAAGACCUAGCGGAAUGGCUAUCGAGAGUUCUGCAAGAAAAAAUUACCGCCGAAAAUUUAUUAGAUUGUUUAGAUAACGGUGUCCUGGUUUGUAAACUUGCUCAGAUCGUACAGUCAGCUGCUCAAGACUGCAUAAAAGCUGGAAAAUCAAUGAAAUCACUUGCCCCGUUCUCUAACAAGUUUCACCAAAACGCUAAAGCGGGCACAUUUUUUGCUCGGGACAAUGCGGCGCAUUUCUUGCAGUGGUGUCGACAGAUCGAGAUUGAAGAUUCAGUUCUCUUUGAAUCGGAUGGGCUGGUUCUUCAAAAGCAACCAAGAGAAGUGAUAUUGUGUCUACUAGAAAUUGCCAGAGUGGGUGCAAACUAUGGAAUAGAACCUCCAAAACUUGUCAAGCUAGAAAAAGAAAUUGACGAUGAGAUUGCCGCGGAGGACGAGAAGAAGCCGGAAUUAAAACCAAUCAGAAAGGAAAAGAAAGUGUCGAAAGCAGCAAGCAUUGACGCUGAGGUUGCAAGACUAGCUGCAAAGUAUAAUGUGAGAAUUGAAAAAAUUAAAGAAGGGAGAUAUGUGGUGGAUGGAAAAAUCAACAUCUUUGUCAGGAUUUUAAGGAACCAUGUUAUGGUGAGAGUUGGAGGUGGAUGGGACACAUUGGAACACUUUAUCAGUCGCCAUGAUCCCAAUAAGAUAGGAAGAAUUUUGACAUCAACACCUCAGGCCUGUUCUCACCACCAUCAUCACAGUCAAAUACCUGGAAUGCCAUGCUCUGCUUCAACAUAAAAGCUUUGUAUUUGGACCCAGUUAGAUCCUUCAAUUAAAGAAACUUCUAAUAUUUUUUAAUAAUUUUAAAAUAUGAAUUUUAAUUUUUAUAGUAUUAUGUGUGUGCUGCAUACAUUGGAUGCCUUUUAAAUUUGGUAUUUGCCAGUGACCUAAGUAUGGCAUGAACCUCUUCAAGGUCAAUGUGGCACAAACUUUUUCUUUAUGUAGAGUCAUAAAAUGUGCAAGCUGUGCCCAGGCUGUGAAUAGGGCAAUUUUUUUGUGCAUGUGCGCGGUUAAACAAAAUUUAAGCAGGAAUAAGGUACUAACAUGUAUGUAUGCUAUGUUUCAUGGGAUAUGGGUAAACUAUAUCUCACAAAACUUUGUAUUUAGUUGCAAGAAAAGAUGUUGAUAGCUUGGCAGGUUAACCAAGAGAAGAAUAAUUUUUUAAAACAAAUUGACUUUUCCAAAAGCUUAAAAGGAGUUUUUUCUAAAUGAAGACAAUUGCUUUUGGGGUUUCAUUAGCAAAUUUGAAUACACAAUUGAGAAUCAGGAAUGACAUACUGGUAUCAUUGGUGAUAAGUUAAGAUUAAACAUUGUGAGCCAGUUAUGCUAUGGCUGAUAUUUAAAUUACGCAACUCAAGAAUUGUAAGUUGCAAUUUCAAGAAAAUGUGGAGCAUGAAAAUUUUAUGGGAUUAGAUUUGGCAGAUCAGCAAUUUUUUGUGCUUUAGGGAACAAAAUAUUGACAAUCCAAGGUGGAAUUGAACAAAAAUUCAACAGGGAUAGAUAUUAUUUGCACUGCUUUUUUUUUUCAAACAGAACUUAAAUAGUCACUGUGACGGAAAUGUAAUAUUUUCAACUUCUAGAACAUGUUGGGUUGCAGCAGCCUACCCAGAAAGUUAGAGAUGUAUUUAAUACUUAUUGUUUUUAUUACUAAUCAAAACUUCUUUAAACUCUGUGAAAUCUUGGAAUCUAGAUGCCUUAAAGGACUGAUAAAACAAUGAAAUAAAAUUCAACAUGCUUCCCUCUGCCUUUCCUUACUCCAGAGGAGUUUUCUCUUUUGGUUUUAGCAUGAAAAUCUUUGUUGAGCUAUGCCUAGUGAAAAUUUUUGGCAGACAUUUGUUUUUUUAGUUGAAGAAAACUUCAAAAUCUUUAAAAAUAAAAACUCACAAAAUUUGCUACAUUAUGGAGUUUAUUGGUGUGAAGAUGUUUUUUUUUAUUGUAAAUUAGUUGCAACGUUUCAGAAAGGUUUAAUAAAAUUUGCCUC
Molecule: messenger RNA, 2403 nt
Organism: Pocillopora verrucosa
Lineage: Eukaryota; Metazoa; Cnidaria; Anthozoa; Scleractinia; Pocilloporidae
Product: growth arrest-specific protein 2
Biological process (GO): actin crosslink formation
Cellular component (GO): actin filament
Molecular function (GO): cytoskeletal adaptor activity; microtubule binding; actin filament binding
Source: RefSeq, a predicted model, not a curated record